Molecule: messenger RNA, 1236 nt
Organism: Vicia villosa (hairy vetch)
Lineage: Eukaryota; Viridiplantae; Streptophyta; Magnoliopsida; Fabales; Fabaceae
Exons: 1
Coding region: 225-1103 (292 amino acids)
Source: RefSeq, a predicted model, not a curated record
AAAAACCAAAGCAUCGGUAUACAAAGGCGGCUGGAAUUACAACACUGUCCCUUAGGGCCAUGACAUUAGCAGUGACCCAUACCAUACCAUAUAUGCCACUAGUCAACCAAAAAAUCACAACCCUUUAUCAAUCAAUCUUACUUUCGUAACAUCUGUCUCUAUAUAUAUUAUUACUCAACAAUACUGAUCCAUAACCAUAACCACAUUGAUUCAUCAGGAACAAAAUGGAAGUGAUGAGUCCGAAUCAGAACAAGGAGGAUCAUUUUGAUUUUGAUUUCAAGAGGUUUUCAUAUCUAAGUGCUCCUUCUUCACCGAAACGGUUUGGUGAGGCUUUUUACUUAAGUGCCCCUACUAGUCCAUCAAGCUUUUACGCCCAAUUUGAAGAUGAAGAUGAUGAUGGAUUCGCGUUUCCGGUUAAUCGAGAACAAGAUUCUUCGCCUCGCUCGGCUGGUGAACUCUUCGACCAUGGGAAAAUCAAGCCAUUGGAGUCUGUUAAUUCGCCUCUUUUAUCUCCGAAUCGAGUCAAGCAAUCUCCAAUAGCGAAAGGAAAGAAAGCGAUUGUAGAAGCUUUUUCAUCUAAGAAUAAGAAUGAUUUACCGGAGAGAAGAGGUAGAGAUAGAACACCGUCUUCUGAAUUUUCAACAUCGAAAUCUGGUAGAAGAAUCAUUCGUUCUGAUUCUCCGUUUAGAAAACCACAAUACACAUGGAUAGAAGAAAAACAAAGUAAACAAUCGGAGGCUAUUAAAGAGGAAUCUUCUGAAUCGGCUCCUUCAUCUCAUUCUUGGAAGAGUUCUCGAAUAUGGAGAUUGAAGGAUUUCUUGUUGUUUCGUAGUGCUUCAGAAGGGAGAGGAACGAGCAAGGAUCCAUUCAGGAAAUUUCCUGUUUCUUACAACAAGAAAUCGUCUGAAGAAGGUAAAGGUUCGUCGUCGCCGUUUAGAUCGAAUAUACCAAAGGCUAGAAGAAAAGAACCGGUAGUUUCUGCACAUGAAUUGCAUUACGCUAGAAAGAAAGCUGAAAAUGAGGAUUUGAAGAAGAAAACUUUUUUGCCUUAUAAACAAGGGAUUUUGGGUAAGUUAGCUGGGUUAGGAUCAAGCACAAGAUGAAUGUGAUGAAAUAUUUUAUCAUUCUUUCAAUCUAUGUGAUAGUUUUUUUUAUUUUCUUUAUUAUUUUCUGCAUAAACAAAACUGUAUUCUUUUGUUGAAAUUUUAAUUAAUAUAUAUACAUUAAUUGUUAUUA